Chlamydomonas reinhardtii is the source of this 5805-nucleotide messenger RNA. RefSeq lists its product as uncharacterized. Gene Ontology annotation, molecular function: DNA-binding transcription factor activity; DNA binding. Gene Ontology annotation, biological process: regulation of DNA-templated transcription. The record is from RefSeq and is a predicted model, not a curated record. The coding region runs from base 244 to 4422 and encodes 1392 amino acids. The transcript is spliced from 6 exons. NCBI's taxonomy places the organism in Eukaryota, Viridiplantae, Chlorophyta, Chlorophyceae, Chlamydomonadales, Chlamydomonadaceae.
UUUAAGCUUUGACUGCACAGCCUGGAUGCCUUCAGUAUCUCACGCGACUGCGUAAUUCGUGUCCUACGAAACAAUUUCUUCGCUUAAGCCGUCUUUCGCGUAGCCUGGCCAUUUAUUAGCAAUGCAUAUCAUGCCAAGAACAUAGGAACACAUUUGUCGGAGCCGCGCCGGCGCUGCCAGGUGGCGCUGAAAAAGGAAGCUGGGUUCCCACUCGGAUACAGCGGGCUUGGCGGCCUGUUUGCGAUGGACUUCAUCGAGAGUGCUUACAACGCCGAGCAAGCUCGUAGGCGUGCUUUGCUGCAACAACAGCAGCAGCAGCAACAACAGCAGCAACAACAGCAACGAGCGGCGGGCUAUGCCGGCGGAAAUGCAGCUGGCGGCGGUCAGGCGGAGAUCGCUGCGGCUGCCUACGAGGCCGGGCAGAUGGCGGUAGCGGCCGCCGCAGCCCGCCGCAUGGGCGUGCCCGAACAGAUCAUCAACGCUUUAAAUGUUAAGCAGCAGCAGCUUCAGCAGCAGCAACUCAUCCUGCAGCUGCAGCAGCAGCAUCAGCAGCACCAGCAGCACCACCACCAACAGCGGCAACAGCAACAACAGCAACAGCAGCAACAACAGCUGCAGCUACAGCAGCAGCUGCGGGCGAAUGGGUUUGGUGGGCAAGACGCAUCUGCUGUGGUGCGUGAGGCCGAGAUGUUGCUGCGUGAGCACCAACAUCAGCAGCAGCAACAGCGCCAGAAGCAGAUGCAGCAGCACCAACAGCAGGGCAGGCAGCAGCCGGCCGGGGCAGCAGCUCAGCAGCAACACCAGCGGGAGCAGCAGCAACAGCAGCAGUGGGAGCGGGAGCAGCAGCUGCUGCGCGCGCUGGAGGGCAGCCUCGCGGCCGGCCGGGCGGGGGGUAACGGCGGCAGGCACGUUGGCCGGGGGCAGGACGAGUCGGAAAUGGCGGAGCGGCGCCGCCUCAUCGGUCACCAGCUGGAGCAGCAGCAACAUCAGCAUCACCAGCAGCAGCAGCAGCAGCAGCAGCAGCAGCAGCAGCAGCAGCAGCAUCACCAGCAGCAACAGCAGCAUCGGCAGCUGCUGGCGGCGGCGACCGCGGCGGUGGCGGCGGCGGAGCGGGGCCACAUGCAACUAGGCGUCCGGGUGAAGCAGGAGCGCACACCGCCCAGCCCUGGGCCCGGGCCGCCGGCGCCGCCGACACGGCAGCCCAGCCACCACCAGACGCCGCCGGUGCCUCAGCAUCGGCCGGCCACUCCUACCUCCGCCACUCAGGCUGCCGAGGCGGAUCUGCUCAGGCCGGCAGGUGGAGGUGGAGGUGGAGGUGGUGCGGGGACAGGGCGUGGCGGCGCACGGCUGCCUGGUCUGCCUGGUCUGCCCAUCCACAUGCCGCUGAUGCCCACGCCGGACCACCUGGCGUGGCGGGUCACCAAGGACGGCAUGCUGCAGAUACAGCUCCCGCUGGACCCGCUCGACUGGACCACCGCUGCGGAGGAGGCCCCGGCGCCGGACCCCGGCGCCGCCUCGCGCACGCACCCCGUCAUCGCGCUGGCACUGACGCCGCUGUGCCUGUCCAGCGGCAUGCCCAUUGGCGACAGCUGCCUGCUGCCGCUGGCGGAGGUGCUAGGACACAUCCAGCAGCAGCUGACUCAGCGCGCAGCCGGACGCCGCGACACAGCAGAGCUGCGCUCGCCGGGCUGGGACAUGUUCCACCCGCCGGAGGCAGAGGCCGCCGCCGCCGCGGCGGCGGCGGUGGCGGCGGCAGCGCCGCCGCGCUCGCCGACGGACUCUCAGGACCGGGGCGCGGACGGCAAGCCUGCUGGACAGCAGCCGCAGCCGUACAAGCUGCAGCUGCUGCGGCUGCAGGACGGGGCGACGCUGGAGGCCGCGGCGGGCGCGGCAGGCGGCGGCGGCGGCGGCGCCGCCCCCGUGCCCGUCGCGCCGGCGCUCAAGCUGCGGCCGCUGGACAGCAAGGCCGCCACCGGGCCGCCGCGUGGCGGCGCAGCCGGCGGCUUGGGCGCGGGUGGCCUGGUUGACGACGCAGACGAUGACUCGGCGUUCAACCACCUCUACAACCAGCAUUACGACGCAGCGGCCGCCGCGUUCCCUGGCGGCCUGAGCGCUCCCUCGCCCAUAGCGCAGCUGGGCCUGGCUCUAGUCGCCAACACCGCCAGCCGCCUGGGUGCAACCAUAAAUGGCCGCGCCCCGCCAGCCGCCGCCACGGCGACAGCCGCCGCUCUCGGCGGCGGUGGCGGCACCGGUGGCGUCCUCGACCUAAGCGGCGGCACGAGCGGCGCGGGCUCAGCGGUGGACCAGGUGUGCGAACUGCUGAGGGCGCGGCGCGGCGCGGCGGGCGCCGGCGGCGCCGCCGCCCUGCAAGCCCAGGGGCAGGGGCAGGGGCAGGGGCGGGGUCACAGGGUGGUGUCGCCGGCGCUGGCAGGGCUGCCGCAUAUCGUGGUGCCGCUGGGCGCCCGACGCCAGCCGCCCUCGCCCGCGCCGCCCACCCCGCCGGCGGCGGCCGCAGUGGCGGCGGCGGCGGCUGCUGAGGCGGCGCUGAACGGCGGCUUGGCGGCUCUCAGCCCCGCGCACCUGGAGCUACUGCGGCAGGUGAAGGACUCCAUGGUGGCCCAUCAGACACAACAGGUGCAACAGCCGCCGCCACUGGCGGCGGCGGCCGGCGCCGCCGCCAACGCCCGGGCGGCGGCUGCGGCGGCAGCGGAUGAUGUAUCCACGGACGAUGAGAAGCCCGCACGCGGCCGGGGCGGCAAGGGCGGCGGCCGGGCCGGCGGCGGCGGCGUGCUGACGGUGGAGGGGCCGCAGGGGCAAGUGCUCAAGCUCAAGCCGGGCGCAGCGGCGAAGCGCUCCCGCGGCGCGGUGCACUACCGCGGCGUGCGACAGCGGCCGUGGGGCAAGUACGCGGCGGAGAUACGCGACCCGCUCAAGGGCGGCCGCAUGUGGCUGGGCACAUUUGACAGCGCGGAGGAGGCGGCGCGCGCCUACGACGAGGCGGCCCGCAUGCUGCGCGGCUCAGCGGCGCUGUGUAACUUCCCGCUACCCGGCGAGCGCGGCUAUGGGGGCCAGGCGGGUGGUGGUGGCGGCGGCGGUAAUGGCGCCGGUGGCGGCGGCGGCGACUCGGAUGAGGAGGGCGGCGCCCAGGACGCAUACGAGGAAGAUGACGGUGCCGCUGCUGGCGAGGCCUGGAUUGGCGGAGGCGGCGGAGGCGCUGGCGGCAGUGGCGGAGGCGCUGGCGGCAGCGGCGGAGUUGGGGCCUUCCGCCCGCGUGGCGGCCUUGGAGGGUUGUCUGGCCUCGACGCGAUCGCCGCCGCCGCGGAGGCCGCGGAGGCGGCUGAGGCGGCGGCUGAGGCUGAGGCCGCUGCGGCACUGGUCGCCGCGGGUGGGCUGGCGGGUGCUAGGGGCGAGCAGGAGGCCGACGACAUGGCGGCUGAGGCGGCAGCGGCCGCGCUGCUAGGCGCUGUGGCCGCGGCCAACGGCCGGCCUGCCAAACGCAGUCGCGUCAGUCCGGCACACGGCGCAGCGGGGGCUGUGGGGGCUGUGGGGGCUGCAGGAGCUGGUGCCGGUCUGGGCGCUGACGGCGCGCAUGAGGACGACCCGCUGCUGGGGCCGCCGCCGGGCAGGGUGCCGCCGGGUGCCGCCGGCGCCGCCACCGGGUUCGGGCUGGAGCUCGCCGCGGACGCCGACCUCACAGCAGCAGCCGCAGCAGCCCAGGAUCUGGAUGGGGACGCAGACGCUGUGGCGGCUGCGGCCGCUGCAGCGGCGACCGCGGCGGCGGUGGAGAUGGAGGCACAGGUUGCGGCUGCGGCUGCGGCGAUGGCGGCGGCGCCGGAUGUGGCGAUCGACCUGGGCGGGGAGCCUGAUGUGGAGCUGGGUGGGGAGCUGGAGGCGGUUGCCGUGCAGGGGGUUUUCGGUGCGGAAUUGCUCGGGGCCGCCGGCGCUGAGGCUGAGGCUGAGGCUGAUGUUGACAUCCCUGCUGCGGACGCCGACAACGGCGCGGCUGCGGAUGUGGAACCCCGUUCAUUGGCGGACGCUGCAGAUGUGGACGUAGCCGUUGAGGAGACAGCAGCAGCUGCUACGGAUGAGGCUGUGGCCGUUGCUGGUGCCGCCGACGACGGCGCCGCCGCCGACGGCUCUGACGGAGGCGGCGAACCCGACGACGACGGUGACGCUGACAGCAUAGGCGUGGACGCUGACGAGUACGAGGAGCAGGUGGAUGUGGAGGCGGAGGGUGAGGUAGAAGGCGGCCCAGUGGAGGAGGCACACGCGGUGGCGGGGCAGCACGAGCGUGGCGGCGAGGGCUGCGAUCACGGUGGGGCGGAUUCUGAUGGCGCUGAAGCGGCAGCGGGAGGUGCGGCGGACACGGAUGCGGCGGAUGUGGAGAUGGGCGGCGAGAUGGAGGCCGGCGAUGAUGAGUAGAUGCAGGGGCAGGAAGGAUUUGGCGAGGGCCCUGACGAGGCAGCGCCUGACGGCGGCCCGCCAGCCGACGAUACGGCUACAGAAGUCUAGGCCACCUAGGGCACCUAGACCACCUAGGGCACUGCCGCAUAAGGGGCUGGUGCGCUGCGUGUUUGUACAUGUGAUGUUGGGCCGGCAAGAAUGUCUCCUGGAUUUGCAGGCUGCUUUCAGGCGCGCGAACCACUGCGCGCAAGCGCGCAUAUCAUUUCAUAAACGUGAGACGGGACAGCAAUACCAUCAGCAAUAAUGAAGUAGCUUAGCGCACUCCGCAAUCAUGAUGGAAUUGAGGGCCGAGGUGGGAGGUGUUAUCUAGUGUGUGUGCAGGCGCCAUCCGGAUGCAUGCACUUAUUGAGCAACCCUUUCGGUGGGAAGCUGUGCGUGCACAUGUACACUGAUGGCAGUGGUUGUAUCCUUACUAUGGAGAUGGGCAGAAGACUGCACGUUACACAUUUAGAUAGGCCCCAGAGCGCAACACAGGCUUUUUACGCUGCCCAGCCUUUGGACGUUCACAAGCUUGCUGGUUUGGGGGCAGCAUCGGAGCGUGCGAGCUGCUGGGUGGGACCCAUUGGUGUUUGUGAAUUGACCUCAAUGCUGCUCAAGUGCAUGUGUGGGUGUGUACGUGCUUUUGGGUGCUGCUGCUGGUUGCUGGGUCCCUGCGCGUUCGUUAAAAGGAAGGAACUACACGGAUUCAUACAUACGUAGUAUCAGUAGGAUGGCGUUCGCAAGGAUGCUGGGGGCCGAGAGGUACACCGUGCGCAACUGCAGAGACGUUUCAUUGGGCGCAACACGUCGUGCAGAAACCAAUGUGGCGAAAUGCGGCAGCGCUGCGGGAGCAAUACAAAUGCCGUUGGCGCACAUUUGCCACCGAGCUGCUGCAGUGGCUGCCACAGCGUGGCAGUGGGGAUUUCAUAUGCAACUGUGCUGGGCACUACCAGGUAGAGACUCGAGAGGACGAGGCUUUCACUUGUGACUUAACCGACUACCGUACUGGGGCCCGGUGGGUCAAGAAGUAGGGUGUGGUGCAAGGUAGGGUGGCGGCAAACAGGAUUUGGCAGUGGCGCCGUGACGCUGUACGGUCUCUGUAGCUCAUCGAGAGGGCCGAACCAGUUACAUUGUACGUGCGAACACAGCUGGACACAGCACUCACGCGCAAGAUCCCUGUCCCCGUGCUGGCUGCUGCACGCCUGCUGUACCUCCCUUGUCACGUGUUCGUGAUCACGUUACACUGUUGCUGUCCGCCAGCUGAGAGUGAGGGUGAAAUUGUACUUACGUAGUUGGCAUCAGUAGUCCGGUCCGCAUUGGCUCAUCUGUCUUUUCAGGCGGGCCCCCAUCAAUUAAUUGUGC